UAUCAUCGCCGCACGCCAAGUAAUGUUCGGGGUAUAAUUUCGAUCCGCGUGCGAGUCUUUAUCGGGAGCGGAUGCGAAUAAUUAUUUCAAAAUAUUUUCAUCUAUUUCACUUUUAAAAGGGAUAUUUUGUGAAAUCUGUAUUGCUACUAAUGAUCGACCAAACUGGUGGCGAUAUGGCGUGGGAUAGUGACCCCAAGGCUUGGUCCAAACCCAUUAAGCCGCUGGAGGAGAAGUGGAAGUUGGUGCCGGCGUUUUUACAAGUAAAAGGACUGGUGAAGCAGCAUAUCGACUCAUUCAAUCACUUUGUCAAUGUAGAUAUUAAAAAGAUUGUGGAGGCCAAUCAAUCGGUUAUUAGUGAUGCUGAUCCACUUUUCUACCUUAAAUACUUAGACGUACGCGUUGGCACUCCUGACAUUGAAGAUGGCUACAAUAUUACAAAAGCCACUACGCCACAUGAAUGUCGAUUACGCGACACCACUUAUUCGGCUCCCAUUACAGUCGAUAUCGAAUAUACCCGUGGAGCACAGCGUAUUAUACGAAAUAACCUUUUAAUUGGGCGAAUGCCGGUAAUGUUACGUUCUUCUAAUUGUGUUCUAUCUGGAAAAUCUGAGUUUGAAUUGGCUAAGAUGAAUGAAUGUCCUUUGGAUCCGGGCGGUUAUUUCGUUGUACGUGGCCAAGAAAAAGUGAUUCUUAUACAGGAACAAUUGUCGUGGAACAAAAUGAUAACUGAAGAAUUUAAUAGCACUGUACAAUGCCAAGUAACUUCCUCCACCCACGAAAAGAAAUCUAGAACGUUGGUAUUAAGUAAGCACGGAAAGUACUACCUUAAGCACAAUUCCAUGACUGAUGACAUACCCAUAGCUAUCAUAUUUAAGGCCAUGGGUGUAAACUCCGACCAAGAAAUAAUGUCGUUAAUAGGAACUGAUACUGAGACACAAAAUCGUUUCGCUCCUUCGCUCUUGGAGGCUUUUCAACUGAAAGUAUUUACACAGCAGCGCGCGCUUGAAUUUAUGGGUUCUAAGCUUGUGGUCAAGCGUUUCCAAAGCGCAGCUACAAAAACCCCUGCGGAAGAAGCGCGAGAACUACUUACAACCACUAUUCUUGCCCAUGUUCCCGUUGAGAACUUCAACUUCCAAAUUAAGUCGAUUUAUGUUUCGCUGAUGGUUCGACGCGUUAUGGCCGCAGAACUUGAUCCGACUGCUUUUGAUGAUCGCGAUUACUACGGAAAUAAGCGGCUGGAGUUGGCUGGUUCGCUCAUUUCUCUGAUGUUCGAAGAUCUUUUCAAACGCAUGAAUUGGGAAUUGAAAAUGAUUGCAGAUAAGAACAUUCCCAAAGUAAAGGCAGCUCAAUUCGACGUGGUGAAACAUAUGCGCGCAGCCCAAAUAACAGUUGGCUUGGAAUCAGCUAUUUCAUCUGGAAAUUGGACAAUUAAACGUUUCAAAAUGGAACGUGCUGGUGUAACGCAAGUUCUUUCACGAUUGAGCUACAUUUCUGCAUUGGGUAUGAUGACCCGCGUAAAUUCGCAAUUCGAAAAAACGCGAAAAGUUUCUGGUCCACGUUCCUUACAACCUAGCCAGUGGGGCAUGCUUUGUCCCUCUGAUACGCCUGAGGGUGAAGCAUGUGGUCUCGUUAAGAAUUUGGCUUUAAUGACACACAUUACGACGGAAGUGGAUGAAGGACCAGUCAUACGUUUAGCUUUUAAUGCUGGCGUAGAAGAUAUACGAUUGAUUGGUGGCGAUGUAAUUAAUAAUUCUAAAGUUUUCCUGGUAUUUAUAAAUGGUAACAUUCUUGGCCUUACAAUAAGCUAUAAACGGCUCGUGCAUGUCUUUCGUAUGAUGCGCCGCAAAGGCCGACUAGGUCCAUUCGUUUCCAUACAUACUUCUCACACGCAGCGUUGUGUAUACAUACAUACCGAUGGCGGUCGCCUCUGUCGGCCAUACAUUAUAGUCACAAAUGGCAAGCUCGCCGUGGAGCAGCGCCACAUAGAAGAACUUAAGCGGGGAAUACGGAAAUUUGAAGACUUUUUGCAUGACGGCUUGGUAGAAUAUCUCGAUGUAAACGAAGAAAACGACUCAUUUAUAGCCUGGAAUGAGGCUGAUAUCAUGGCGGACACAACCACACACUUGGAAAUAGAACCGUUCACAUUAUUAGGCGUAUGCGCUGGACUUGUGCCUUAUCCACAUCACAAUCAAAGUCCACGUAACACUUAUCAAUGUGCUAUGGGCAAACAAGCUAUGGGAGUUAUAGGCUAUAAUCAGAAAAAUCGAAUCGAUACACUUAUGUAUAAUUUAGUAUAUCCACAGGCACCUAUGGUUAAAUCAAAAACCAUAGAGCUCACAGGAUUUGACAAAUUGCCUGCAGGCCAAAAUGCAACUGUUGCUGUAAUGAGUUACUCUGGUUAUGAUAUUGAAGAUGCGCUUAUUUUAAAUAAAGCCUCUAUCGAUCGCGGCUAUGGACGCUGUUUGAUUUAUAAAAAUUCAAAAUGUACUGUCAAACGGUACGCAAAUCAGACAUAUGAUCGUAUAAUGGGUCCCGUAAAGGAUGCACUCACCAAUAAAGUGAUAUUCAAACACGAUGCGCUAGACACCGACGGAAUCGUGGCACCUGGAGAAAUGGUUAUAAAUAAACAAAUUUUGAUAAACAAGGAAAUGCCUGCAGUGACUUCUAUAAAUCCAAUUGAACAAACUGGACAAAGUUCACAAAUCCCCUACACUGCUGUACCUAUUUCGUACAAAGGUCCUGAACCGAGUUAUAUCGAAAAAGUUAUGGUAUCGGCGAAUGGCGAAGAAGACUUCCUGAUUAAAAUACUUUUACGUCAAACGCGGCGUCCAGAAAUUGGCGACAAGUUUAGUUCUCGUCACGGUCAGAAAGGAGUCACGGGCCUAAUUGUUGAACAAGAAGAUUUACCUUUUAAUGACUAUGGUAUAUGCCCUGAUAUGGUUAUGAACCCACAUGGUUUUCCCAGUCGUAUGACAGUCGGUAAAUCGCUUGAAUUGCUUGGAGGCAAAGCCGGUUUGUUAGAGGGCAAAUUUCAUUAUGGCACCGCAUUUGGUGGGUCGAAAUGCAAGGACAUACAAGAUGAACUAUUCAAACAUGGCUUUAAUUACAUGGGCAAAGACUACUUCUACUCUGGCAUUACGGGUGAAUCACUAGAGGCAUACAUAUACUCUGGCCCUGUUUAUUAUCAAAAGCUGAAGCACAUGGUGCAAGACAAAAUGCAUGCGCGUGCACGUGGUCCAAAAGCCGUGCUAACUCGUCAGCCAACGCAGGGCCGCAGUCGAGAAGGUGGCUUGCGUUUGGGCGAAAUGGAGCGGGAUUGUUUGAUUUCGUAUGGUGCCAGUAUGUUGAUUAUGGAACGUUUGAUGAUUUCGUCUGAUGCUUUUGAUGUGGAUGUCUGUAAGACAUGCGGUCGCUUGGCGUAUUGCUCGUGGUGUCACUACUGUCAGUCUUCAGCUAAUGUAUCGAAAAUUUCGAUGCCUUACGCAUGCAAAUUGCUCUUCCAAGAACUGACCAGCAUGAAUGUGGUGCCAAAAUUGAAGCUACAGAAUUAUUAAUAUUUUCCGUGUCUAGUUUUUUGUUUUUCUUUUUUUGUAUUAAAAUAUUUUAUUAUAAGAGAAUGUAUUGCGUUUAGAAUGAUUAAAAUAAAUUAAAAGAAAAUGGAUUCUAAUAAAAAUUUAGAAUAUAAUUUACAGCUACAGAGAUUGAUUAGAUCAGGGAUGGGCAGAUUUUUGGCUCUUAAAGCAGUCAAAGAGCCAGCAAGUGCUACGCAAGAGGUAAAGCAGUUCUCAGGGUGAA
Molecule: messenger RNA, 3795 nt
Organism: Rhagoletis pomonella (apple maggot)
Lineage: Eukaryota; Metazoa; Arthropoda; Insecta; Diptera; Tephritidae
Gene: RpIII128
Product: DNA-directed RNA polymerase III subunit RPC2
Exons: 4
Coding region: 150-3554 (1134 amino acids)
Biological process (GO): DNA-templated transcription
Cellular component (GO): RNA polymerase III complex
Molecular function (GO): DNA-directed RNA polymerase activity; DNA binding; ribonucleoside binding
Source: RefSeq, a predicted model, not a curated record